AUGAGAACGAUGACUGAGCAGAGUGGUUGCUAUAGGCCUGUAAACAUACAGGGAAAUAAGUUCAGUUACAAAGGCACUGGUCAAGAAAGCCCUGAAAUGGGGAUGAAAAGAUUGCAGAAGAGAUUCCUCCACAAAGAUGGCAGCUGCAAUGUGUACUUCAAGCACAUCUUUGGGGAAUGGGAGAGCUACGUAGUGGACAUAUUUACCACACUGGUGGACAUCAAGUGGCGCCACAUGUUUGUGAUAUUCUCCUUGUCCUAUGUUCUCUCAUGGUUGUUCUUUGGACUCGUCUUCUGGCUGAUAGCUAUCCAACAUGGAGAUUUAUUCGAUGAUGAAGAUAUAACCCCCUGUGUUGCCAAUGUCCACAGCUUCACAGGAGCAUUCCUGUUCUCCCUUGAAACCCAAACGACCAUCGGUUACGGUUACCGCUGUGUUACAGAAGAGUGUUCUGUUGCAAUCCUCAUGGUCAUCCUGCAGUCAGUCUUGAGCUGCAUAAUUGACACCUUCAUCAUUGGAGCAGCCUUGGCUAAAAUGGCCACAGCUCGAAAAAGAGCUCAAACCAUUCGGUUCAGCUACUACGCCGUGGUGGGCCUGAGGGAUGACAAAUUCUGCCUCAUGUGGCGCAUCGGGGACUUCCGGCCCAACCACAUGGUGGAGGGCUCUGUGAGAGCCCAGCUGCUGCGCUACAGGGAGGACAAGGAGGGCAGAAUGACAAUGGAAUACAAGGACUUGAAGUUGCUAAAUGACCAGAUCAUACUUGUUACCCCCGUGACAGUCGUGCAUGAAAUUGAUAGUGAGAGCCCCUUGUAUGGCUUAGACCGGAAAGCUCUGGCCAAGGACAACUUUGAAAUCUUGGUCACUUUUGUCUACACAGGUGAUUCAACAGGAACUUCACAUCAGUCAAGAAGCUCGUAUGUCCCCAGGGAGAUUCUUUGGGGCCAUAGGUUUAAUGACAUCCUACACGUAAAGAAAAAAUACUAUAAGGUGGAUUGCUUGCAGUUUGAGGAAACCACAGAGGUUUAUGCUCCUCACUGCAGUGCCAUGCAGCUGGAUCGGAAGGAGCAGGAGUGGAACCGAGCCGAGAAGACACGGGAUAAAGAAGCAGAGAAGUCAGCACUGGAGAUCAAGUCAUUCAGCACUAACCAAAAGUCAUUUAAUGCAGUGGCCCUUAUCACCAGUUGUGAAGAUCCAGAAGAGCCCUUGCCAGCUGUCAAUCAGCCUUCUGGAGAAAUUUCUUAUCGGAAAGCAGCUUUGACCUUAAGCAGGUUAUCAAUAGAGUCCCAAAUCUAG
This is a messenger RNA of Chaetura pelagica (chimney swift), 1290 nucleotides long. RefSeq names its product potassium inwardly-rectifying channel, subfamily J, member 16 (gene KCNJ16). Lineage: Eukaryota; Metazoa; Chordata; Aves; Apodiformes; Apodidae. Gene Ontology annotation, molecular function: inward rectifier potassium channel activity. Gene Ontology annotation, biological process: regulation of monoatomic ion transmembrane transport; potassium ion import across plasma membrane. The transcript has a single exon. The coding region runs from base 1 to 1290 and encodes 429 amino acids. The record is from RefSeq and is a predicted model, not a curated record. Gene Ontology annotation, cellular component: plasma membrane.